CUCUCUCUCUGUCUCCUUCCCCGCCAGCCAUGAUCCGUGGCGGGCUAAUUCCCAGACGGUCUUCUCCUCCUUCCUCCUCCUUCCUCCUCCUCCUCUUCUCCUCAUCACCCUCCUCCUCCUCCUCCUCCUCCUCCUCCUCCUCGCGGGCCCGGUAAGUAGCAUGAGCAUCUGUCGCCGUCCAUCUUCUCCUCCUCUCUGUCGGACGACCCGCUGUGUUCACGGUAUUUAUCGGUUCUUAUCGGAUCUGGGCUUUUUCUCUUUUUUUGAUUGACCCCCCCCCCCCUCCCUUCCCUCCCUCCUUCUUCCCUUCCUCACACUGUGCCUGAGGGGGGAGGAAGAGGAGGGAGGGGGUGUUAAUGUGUGUCGUGGGAGCCUUCCCCCUCGCGGCCGGUGGCCACCGUGACCUUCUGUCGGAGCUCGCGCCGCCCGGUUGACCAGACGGAUCAAAUCGAGUCGACCACACGGGACUGACCACGCACCCACUUCAUUCGUGAGCAAGCGUGUCUGUGUGUUGCGUGUGCGCGCAAGCGCAUGUGUGCGCGCAAGUGUGCGAGGUCAUGUCGGGCAUGACGAGCGGCAUGUGUGUGGAGAGCGACCUCUCCUCGAUGCUCCAGAGAAGCUCCGCCCCCUCCCACCAUCACCCAAAUCACCACGUGUACGGCGGACAGACGCAGGUGUCGAGUUUGGGCCAGAUGCUGGACUACACCACAGAGAUGGACCGUUACCGGUCGUCCAUCGCCAACUUCUACAAAACCAACGUCAACAUGAACAUGAACGUCUCGAAUUUCCCCCAGUCUGCCAAGCUGGCGGCCCGUUUGGCGGCGGCUACCCCCAUCUUCCCCCCGAGCGCUGCCAGGCUAGGCACCAUGGCGACGGCGCCUUGGGGCUGCCAUGACAACAUGAACGUGAACAUGAACCACCCGGCGGCCGUGUUCUGGAGCCGGCCCAAACCUGUGGCAACUGCGCCGACGCAUCACCACCAUCACCACCACCCUGCGACACAGGGUCACAUGACCUCCUCACACUCCCACAGUACCAGCAUGCACCACGGCGGCGGGGGGGCGGGAGGGGCGGCAGGAGGAGGUGGCGGGAGUAGUGAGGGGGGAGGAGCUGAAAAACACACUGCCUCCUCACUUCCUGUCACACAGGGAGCAGCACACCCUCACGCCAUGGCGGCGAGCAAUGGGAACUUUCUCCCUGGUUACAGCGGCGGUGCGGAAGGCGGCAUCAUGAACAAGCAGGGACACGCCCACCCGGACAUGAUGGGCCUAUCAGAUGGCGGGAACUGCAAUGGGGGAGGGGUGAUGGGUAGUAGCUUCCUGGGGGGACUGGGAUUACCCCCUGGGGUCAUUGUAAUGGCGAUGGGGUCGGCAGGGGGCGGGAUCUCAGAUGCCGGCAGCGCCUUCCAGAUGACUAGCGGCCAGCGGGCUCUCACGGACUGCCAGCAGCACGCCAACUCCUCCCCCUGCCCCUCCUCCUCCUCGCCCUCCUCGUCGGUGGUGACGGCGGGGGGCGUGGCCUUAUCCUCAUCGGCGUCCUCGUCAUCGGGGGCGGUGGCCAAGAGGAAGAGGAAGCGGUGUGGCGUGUGCGGGCCGUGUCGGCGACUGAUCAACUGCGGCGUCUGCUCGUCCUGUCGCAACAGGAAGACGGGUCACCAGAUCUGCAAGUUCAGGAAGUGCGAUGAGCUGAAGAAGAAACCGGCGGGAGGAGGGGGGGCGCUGGAGCGGCCGCCGUCCGUCCCGACCGGCGAAGCGUUCCGUUGGUUCUUCUAGUCGUCGCUCGGCCCAGACGCGGACAGGAAGUCUCCCUCACCUACGGACGUCAAAUCAGACUUGAAAGGUUCUAAACGAACCAGACGCUUCUCAACAGGAUUACAAUUUCACACUGAGUAUUAAUGAAGAUUACAAAUCUCACGCCAACCGGACCAGGGAGGUGGCGAGGCGGACGGCGGAGGAGGGGACAGUUUGCUCACAUGCAGGAGGAACUGGCCAAUCAGCAUGGGAUGUUUUUCUGAACUUGUUUGUCAGGUAAAUUUAAAUGGACACAAACACAGGUUGUCAAGUCACUAGCAAGCUAACGGGCUAGCAGACUGUCAUUAGCAUCACAGAAGGCUUCAGGCAGUGGUUCACAUACAACCCUCUUUCCAGAAGCCUCAUCAAUCAACAGAGAUAUCAUAUCAUCUUCAUAUUGCUAUUUUCAUUAGUGUUUAAUCACCUGAGACCAAGAAUCGGAGGCUCCUCUUCCCCCGAGUCCGCCACGUUUCGACAGUCGCCCAGAAUGGACCAUCCACACAUACGUGGACACAAGUCACCAUCGAUCCUCCAACAUGGUCGGAAGUUGGUUGCAAUCUGCACCCUCACCACCGGAUGUCAGUAAAUCCUACACAGUGAUCCGUUCAGUUAUUACAGCGGCACGACCAGGCUGUCCCAUUUUUUCGAAGGCUCCCCUUAAACGUGGCUGACACAUUCAUCCUUCCAUUCUCGAGCAACAAGGGAUCCAACGGGUGGGAUCCUCCUCGGGCUAGCCCGGUCCCAGGAUUCAUUGUGCGCUGGUGAUGAAGCUAACGUGCUAACUAGGCGGGUAGGCGGAGCUGCAGCGGCUCAAAGUAGCUAACGAUGCAACAGUAACAGGACGAGCUGGCGACGCAAAAUAGAAAAUCCUCCUUGGAUCCGGUCCACGAAGUCGAGGCCUUCGUAGGCCGAGUCCUCCUCUGUGGUCGCGUGAUGUGUGCUUAGCGUUCAACUUGUAAAGUGGAGAGGAACACUGUUGCUUGGCAACGGCAACACGGACGCCUCAUCAGAGGCUAAGACUUCGACAAGCUAGCAGGCGGGUUAACGUCAUGACGAAGGGGAAAUAUGAGUUUAAAUACAUCAACAUUUUCCUUUCCAUGACUAAAAUUACAAUAUAUGAAAACAAAGUGUCAUGGCCUCCGUCACGUGUGAUCACUCUGUCUCCUCCUUCCUCCUCUUCCUCCUCCUCCUCCACCAACAAACCAGGAAGAUUCAGGCCUCAACCACAGAAACACGAUUCCGUUUGAGCGAAACCGGACGACAGGUUAAACCCCAGCAGCGCUUGAACAAACGGACCUCGGCAGGAAGUUAUCAAGGUCUACGAGUUCACCGCAGUGGGACCUCGAUCACCACGUCACUGUUCUCCGUCUCUUUUGUCUACCUCCUGCUCCAGAACUUUGAAGGCACCGUGACUGACUUCCACUGGGCUGCGUUCUGGAGAUGGUCCACAGCUGAUCCUGCUUCUCUUACAAUCUGGUGUUUAGAUAUUUACUUUUAUGUCCUGGUUUUAUUUCCGCUGCCUGAAGAAGAAAUUAAACGUCUGAAUUUACUUUAAUCUUUGUGGAUUUCACUGGAAAGUUCUCAGGGCGCAGUCACACUUCCAUUUGGUUUUAUAUGAACUGUUGUAUUUUUGUAUUUGCAUAAACGGCGGCGGUGGAAGAUUUUCUCAUUUCUAUCUUCAGGACUUUGAAUAUUGGCUCUAAAUUGACACGUCCGGCCCCAAACGUCUAGCGUCUGUUAGGGACCUCAUCCGGUUCAGAACCAGUGUCUCUGUUCUGGCGUCAGUGCUGAUUGAACCACGUGCUCACCAACGGGAGAAUCCACCUGCAGCUGCAAUGCAUCGUGGGAACUCGCAGAGGUCCCGUGGAUUCUUCUGAGCUGAACCUCGAGACUCAAACUUAACUGAAACGGAUCAGAACAUUUCCAACACGUCUGCGUUUUUGAGUUUUAGAAAAAAAACACCUUCAUGUUUCUGUGUUUCUGUUUAAAACACGUGUCGUCAAGAAAAAGGAAAUAAAAUUUGACUUGCAGAAUGAAAAACACGAGGAGAAAAUGAUUGAAAACCCAAAUCUGGAACAUCACUCAGUCGAGCUCGGACCUUCACCGAGACCCGACAGUCGGAAAUUCAGUCAUUGUGGAAUAAAAAAACAAACCACACGACACUGAGAACACUCACUAAUAAAACUGUUGAAGAUUCAUAAAAAACUGUCUGUUUGUUGACAUCUGUAGCGAACUGAUUUCUCUGAAUGAGUGAGAUUUGAUCCAAGUAAAGAUCUGGAUCUGUUAGAUCUUAAUGUGGUUUCAUCCGACACUGUUGGGUCUUGAUGGAGGCAUCAGAUCUACGACGGUGGUCGUUCUGAUGAUCGACGAGCGACGACCAGCACAACGAGUCCCGACGCUCGACAAUCACCGACAUGUUGGAAAUAUUGUUUUGUCCUUUUGAUUGCACGAGGAAAAUGUCGUGGGAACUAAAAUCAAACGUCCCGUCCUUUUUUUCUUUUCUCAGGGCGGGGUGAGGCGAUGAGGGGACCUUGUUUUAUUUAUGAGUGUGUGUGUGUGUGUGUGUCCUCCUCACGUGUUCUGUCUCUGUGACGACCUCAUGUGCUGAAUUAUAAUAAAGCAUUUCAAAGAUUAGCUGUGACACACAUGGAGGAAUAUGGAUGUCAGGUGUUUGCAUCAUACAAUACAGUGUGUGUGUGUGUGUGUGUGUGUGUGUGAGAGAGAGAGAGAGAGAG
This is a messenger RNA of Scophthalmus maximus (turbot), 4525 nucleotides long. Its product is annotated as CXXC-type zinc finger protein 5-like. Gene Ontology annotation, molecular function: zinc ion binding; methyl-CpG binding. Gene Ontology annotation, cellular component: nucleus. Bases 558 to 1772 code for a protein of 404 amino acids. NCBI's taxonomy places the organism in Eukaryota, Metazoa, Chordata, Actinopteri, Pleuronectiformes, Scophthalmidae. The transcript has 4 exons. The record is from RefSeq and is a predicted model, not a curated record.